Molecule: messenger RNA, 5827 nt
Organism: Symsagittifera roscoffensis
Lineage: Eukaryota; Metazoa; Xenacoelomorpha; Acoela; Convolutidae
Product: phospholipid-transporting ATPase ABCA3-like
Exons: 15
Coding region: 438-5780 (1780 amino acids)
Biological process (GO): lipid transport; transmembrane transport
Cellular component (GO): intracellular membrane-bounded organelle; membrane
Molecular function (GO): lipid carrier activity; ATP binding; ATP hydrolysis activity
Source: RefSeq, a predicted model, not a curated record
ACAAUGAUUAAUAAUUGAAGUUGAAAACAAACCAUUUAAGUCCUCAAGUUACUUAAAUGUCUAUCAUUGAAAUUAUUUAGGCGUGGAACAGUUGGUAUUUUCUUUGCUACAUUCUUUCAAAUAAAAAUUACGUCAACUUUUCGAAACGUGAGCAACAUGAAACUGCUGUUUGAUCAGACUUGUGCAAAUUAUACCGAAAGCUGUUUUACAAAUGGACCAAAGUUCAUUUAACCAUUAAGUUUACAAUGGUUCAAUAUGACAAAUUUUACGUUGCUUCUAAAUUCUUAUUUUGUUUGCUGUCCAAAUAAAAACAUUGACCUUACUGUCAUAAUUUAAUGUGAUGAAACUGAAACUAUUAUUUUAAUACUGGAUCAUCCGUUUUAUGCGAAAACAACGAAACAGCUGCGUUAUUUAUUUCGUUAUUUGGGAACUGCAAAAUGGGUUGCCUGGGCUCCUGUAAAAGCAAGCUUAAAAAGCUAAAGCUUCUCCUUUGGAAAAACUCUCUCAUCGAAAGACGAAGACCUCUGGUAAUCUUGUUGGAGUUCAUUCUGCCGGUGAUCAUUCCUUCAAUUCUGGUGAUUGUCCGAUCAUCAAUAUCUGUGACUGACUACCCUGACAGCACCGAGUAUGAAGAGUUCCCCCUAUCAUUGGCUGCUUUUGUUCCAUGGUUCAUAGGUUCGGUUUCUUCUCCGUUCCCGCCAACUGACGGCAAUGGUUCCAACUUCAAUUGCGACGCAUUUCUUGCGCAAUUCAAUCUAUCUAGCGCUAAAAUUGCUUAUGUCCCCGGAAACGAUGAUCUUGCAACAACUUAUGCUAAGGGUGUCGUGGAAAGCUUGCCCUGUAUUCUUGAUGGUAUAAUACCUUACGACGACGAAACAACUAUGGAAAACGAUUUGUCUUUCAACGACACUUCUAUGGACGGAAUUCUAUGUGCAAUUGUUUUUGACAAGUUGCAAAACUCCUCGACAAGUUACAAAAUUAGGUUCCCUUUCUCUCUAAGGUUGAACUCUGGGCUAGAAGACUGGGAAACGAAUAUUCUUUACCCGCAACAGACCCCAAACGGUCCUAGGAACCCUUUUGGCGCUGGAGCGACAAAAAAUAUUUCGAAUUACUCUGAAUCAGCGAACAACAGUCCGUUCAAAUUUUUAACCUCGGAAGACUUUCGUGACUCUGAAAUGUAUUUAGACAGGUCUGUGCGUGAUUUGAGUCAAGGCUUCUCUGUUCCGGAAGUGAUCAAUUUGAAUUCUUUCGGUGGCUGGCCCAGCUACUUUCUGGAAGGUUUUUUGCCAGUUCAAGCAGCGCUGGAUCUUUCAAUCAUGACUCAUUGGGGAGUUAAAGACGCAGAGAAAAUAGAGAUCUUCUCGCGACGCUUCCCUUUUCCUCCAUACAUUAGUGACAACUUUGUUACCAUCCUCGAAAGUUUUCUACCUCAGCUUUUUCUCUUAUGUUUUGUCUUCAUGACGUUCAAUAUUGUGAAAAGUCUGGUAGUCGAGAAGGAAAAAAGGCUGAAGGAGUCGAUGAAGAUCAUGGGUCUGGAGAACUACUUACACUGGACUGCGUGGUGUGUCCACUUCUCCCUCUUCACUCUGGCUGUGGUCUGUCUCACUGUCAUCUUCCUCUGUGCCAAAAUGAGCGAGUACAAGGUGCUGCCCUAUUCGGACUGGUCGGUGGUGUUUGUGUUUGUGCUGCUCUACGGUCUCUCCUCCAUGAUGUUCUGUUUCUUCCUCUCCACCUGCUUCUCUAAGGCCAACUCGGCAGCUGUAGUCGCCACCCUCCUCUGGUUCCUCUCUUUCCUACCAUGGCUCCUCAUAUCAACCAGCUAUGAGUCACUGUCGGUGGGGUCGAAGAUCGUGAGUUGUCUGUUGUGUAAUACUGCAAUGGGAAUAGGCUCCUUCAUCAUCGGUCAAUUUGAGGCCAGUGGUGUGGGUGCCCAGUGGAGCGUGUUGCAUCAGCCGGUCAACAGCGAUGAUAACAUAUCACUGCUAAGCAUUCUUUUGAUGCUGAUGUUCGACAUAGUGCUCUAUGGGCUGUUAGCGUGGUACGUUGAGGCAGUGUUUCCUGGUGAGUUCGGCUAUCCCCAGAAAUUCUACUUUCCCUUCCAGAAGUCCUACUGGUUUGGGUCAGCUGACGAGCAGAAUAAAGAGACGACGGAGGCUGAACGGGACUGCUCGGAGGCCUACAUUGAGGAUGAGCCAAAAGGAACUGAGAAGGGAAUUGAAAUUGUCGGCUUGAGGAAAGUGUUCGGCGAGAAAGUUGCUGUGAACAAUCUCCACCUGAACUUGUACGAUGACCAGAUUACUGUGCUUUUGGGCCACAAUGGGGCAGGAAAGAGUACCACCAUGUCCAUGCUCACCGGUCUCUUCCCCCCUACCAGUGGAAAUGCAACAGUCAACGGCUUCACACUCAAAGGCCAGCUGGGAAGGGUGAGGGAAAGUCUUGGCCUGUGCCCUCAACAUGACGUCUUAUUUGACAAUCUAACAGUGGAAGAACAUCUAGAGUUCUUUGGGGCCCUGAAAGGAGCGACUCCCAGCGAACUCAAGUUCCAGAUACCAGACCUACUUGAACAGCUCCAGUUGGACAACAAGAGAACAGCCAAGUCCAAAACACUCUCAGGAGGCAUGAAGCGUAAACUGUCAGUGGCUAUUGCUUUGAUUGGGAACUCGAAGAUAGUGGUAUUGGAUGAGCCCACCUCAGGUAUGGACCCGGCUGCACGGAGACUCACAUGGGACGUCCUACUCAACAACAAGGCGGACCGUACAAUAAUGUUGACCACUCACUUCAUGGAUGAGGCAGAUGUGUUGGGGGACAGGAUAGCCAUCAUGGCCGAAGGGAGACUGCAGUGUGUCGGCAGCUCCAUGUUCCUCAAGAGGAAGUACGGAGUUGGAUACCAACUCAGCAUCGUCAAGAGUGAAGGCUGUGACGUGGAGAAAAUCAAGAAGCAAGUUCAGAUUCAUGUUCCGUCUGCCUCAGUGGAGCGCAACAUCGGCAGCGAACUCAUGAUCAAUUUGCCCUCCAAAGCAGUCGAUAAGUUCCAUCCUCUUUUUGAACUUAUGGAAAACGAACGGGAGUCACUGGGACUCGAAUCGUACGGAGUCUCCGUCACGACCAUUGAGGAAGUGUUUCUACGAGUCGGCAAACUUUACGACGACGAGACGACUCCGGAUGCCGAUGGAAGACACUACUCCAUUUCAGGAGGGCCUCACGAGUCAAAUGAUGACUCGUUUUCACUAGACACGACAACUGUUAAUUUCCAGUAUAAUGACUCAGCUGUGAAACAGACGUCGAGUCUUAAGCUUAUCUGUCAGCAAUUCCAAGCGACCUUUGUGAAACGUGUUAUUCACUCGUGGAGAAACAAAAAAUUGGCAAUUGCACAAAUUCUGAUCCCAGCUUUUUGUGUGAGUGUUGCUCUACUUACGGCCAAAAUUGCGCCCGAUAAUUUGGAUCUUCCAAGCUUGGUCAUGAAUUUGAAAGACUACAAAAAGACUAUAACUGUUUAUUCCAGCGAUCAAAAUAGCUCGGUUUUGAUGCGCGCAUAUGAAAGUAUUGUAACGAACUCGGCUUUUGAGGGAUCAACAACAAUAAAGGCAGAAAGCGAUGUCUCAGUAGAAAUUAUAAAUCAGGCUAUUGCUGAUCUUGGGACAUACAAUACAAAAAUGAUGGUCGCCGCAGAAUUUAGGGAAAAAAGUAUAACAAUGUUGUUCAACAACCAGGCCUACCAUACAGCACCACUCUCUCUGAACUUGAUAAAUAACGCAAUUUUUGCGGCAAACGAGAUUGUCCACACAAUUACUGUUGCAAACGACCCCUUGCCUCCUACCAUUGAGGACUCGCAGAAUGCAGUGGAAACAGGCGCGGCUAUUUGGAAAGGUUUCAACAUCGCUUUCAACGUUGCGUUCGGAUUCGCCUUUUUAGUAGCAAGUUUCGUUCUUUUCCCUGUCAAAGAACGAUCUACAAAAUCCAAGCAUCUGCAGUAUGUCAGUGGAUUGCAACCUUCGAUUUUCUGGUUGUCUGCUUUUGUUUGGGAUCUGCUAAAUUUCCUGGCCUCGUGCAUAAUAUUAAUCAUUCUGUUCGCAAUGUUCCAAGUUGAUGCUUACACCCAGGAACGAUUGUUUUACGUGUUCCUAAUCUUUUGCGAGUACAGCUUGGCUGCUCUACCUAUGAUGUACUGCUUGUCUUUUAUGUUCCAUGAUUCUACUUCAGCUUUUGUCAGAUGCACAACUGUCAACAUCAUUUUAGCUGUGGGGACCAUGCUUACAGUGGUCAUUCUACAAGCGCUCGGAAAGUUCGGUCCCUCGGAAAGCCUCGGAUGGACAUUUUUGGUCCUAAUUCCCCAGUACUCGUUACCAAUAGCGUUGGUUGACCUUUACACUAACUAUGAGGCGAAUCAACUUUGUAGUCAAAAAGGUUUGACUUACGCGGAUUGCAAAGAAGAUUUUGGGGAUCAGAUAUCAAAUAACUAUUUCUCGUGGGAACGACCGGGAGUCGCGAGGUAUUGCGUCUUUUAUUUAUUGCAGAGUGUCGCGUUUUGGAUUAUACUUAUUUGUAUUGAGUCUAAUCUAACGCAGGUAAUCAAAGGCAAAAUUGCGAAAUCAAAAGUGAUGAAUCGAAAUGAGUAUUCACGAUUGCAGGAUAACGAAGAACGAUUAAGAAUGGGAUCCCUUCAAAACGGGAACCCUAAAUCUUCACCUCAAGAUAAUGUCAAGGAUGUUGAUGUGACGAAACAAGAGAACUACGUGAAAGGAAAUCUCAUUGAAGCUAUCGAUUCAUCAACACUAACAGUUGAUGGUUUGUCUAAAACGUACUACUCCGGUGAUUGCUGUUCUGGCGAUGUCAGUAUUGUGAACGCUGUCAAAAAAAUGUAUUUGACAGUUUCGCCCGCUGAAUGUUUUGGACUGUUAGGUAUUAACGGUGCAGGAAAAACCACAACUUUCCAAAUGUUGACAGGAGAUAUUCCAAUGUCGGGAGGAACUGCGUACAUCAAAGGGCUGGACAUCUCGAAGAACAUCAAAAAAGCGCAGCAGAUGAUGGGAUAUUGUCCCCAAUUCGAUGCUCUCAUAGAUCAAAUGACUGGUCGCGAGACGUUGCGUAUGUUUGCAAGACUGCGUGGGUUAAAAGCAGAAUGUAUUGAACAGUGUAUUGACGAGCUAAUAACAUUGCUAGACUUGACUCCUCAUGCUAACAAGAUGACCCGCGCUUAUUCUGGAGGAAAUAAAAGGAAAUUGAGCACGGCCAUUGCGAUGAUUGGAUUGCCACCCCUAGUGUUUUUGGACGAACCCACGACAGGUAUGGAUCCUGGUGCAAGGCGUUCCCUAUGGAAAGUGAUUCUGCAUCUAGUCAGAUCCAACUCUCUCUCCAUCAUUCUCACCUCCCACUCGAUGGAGGAGUGCGAGUACCUCUGCUCCCGACUGGCCAUCAUGGUCAACGGGGAAUACCAGUGUCUCGGAUCCCCCCAACAUCUCAAGUCCAGAUUUGGACAGGGCUUCACCCUAGUGGCUAAACUAGAGUACGAUCCAACCGGGCAGUACAAACAACGGUAUCACGAGUUCAUCGCGAGCACUUUCCCCAAAAGUGUUUUGAAAGACGAACAUCAGACGAUGAUCCAGUACCAGGUGGUGCAACAAGCAGGAGCAGGCAAAGAAGAAGGUAGUAGACUUAGAUGGAGUGAGGUGUUCCAAACCAUGCAACAACACAGGGACUUGCUGCAUAUUCAGGACUACAGUGUCAGCCAGACUAGUCUGGAACAGGUGUUUCUCAACUUCGCCCGCAACCAGGCCCAGUAGAGAAAUAAAUCAAACAGCAGCAACAAAAAUAUCAACUAGAAGAAUAU